Podarcis muralis (Common wall lizard) is the source of this 844-nucleotide messenger RNA. NCBI's taxonomy places the organism in Eukaryota, Metazoa, Chordata, Lepidosauria, Squamata, Lacertidae. The record is from RefSeq and is a predicted model, not a curated record.
CUCCGGGCGGGAGGAGCGCUUUGCGCCUGCGCAGUCGGGGCGGUUGCCAUGGAGUCGGAAGGGGCCUACGAGCCGGGCUUCGUGGGGAUCCGCUUCUGCCAGGAAUGCAUCACUGAAAUGACCUCCCCGGGUGCAAGCCUGGGCAGUGUGUCUGGAGGUCCUGGGCUGCCCGGAUGAGAAGACCCCCGUCUCGGCCUCGCUGAGGUGGUCCAAAGGAAAGCAGAGCUAUGCGUUUGGCACCAACUUGGCGGCAGGAGUUGACGGAAAGAGGUGCACAAGACGCCACCCAGCCUCCUUAGCUGACUCCACUCUGGAUUUGUCAACAACAUGUUGUACCCUAAAGAAGACAAAGAGAACAGGAUCCUUCUCUAUGCUGUGAGUGUCAGGUGGCAAUACUCUCUUCAGUGCCGCAACUGCGACUACCAGCAGGAGGCUGACAAUAGCUGCAUCUACGUCAAUAAGAUCACGCAUGAAGUUGAUGAACUAACCCAGAUCAUUGCUGACGUUUCCCAGGACCCAACUCUGCCCCGAACAGAGGACCACCCUUGCCAAAAGUGCGGUCACAAGGAAGCCGUGUUCUUCCAGUCUCACAGCGCAAGGGCUGAGGAUGCCAUGCGGCUGUAUUACGUCUGCACGGCCCCACACUGCGGUCACCGCUGGACAGAGUGAAGCCCGUGGAGAUGUCAGCCCCCUCCUUGUCCCUUUCCUGACGUUACCUUAAUUUCUCUCCUUUCUGACAAACUUCCAGAUGAUUCAACUGCUGCCUGUCUGUGCCUAGACACCCUCUUUGACUUGGGUUGUUUGUGUUUUUGGCUCUGUUAAUAAAACAUGGUUUAUAUUUUUA